UUUUUUUUUUGCAUCGUCUUAUUUAUCAAUAUCUUACCAGCUACGGCUGUCACGGUGGACACACUUUAUAUUGCGAAAAGUUACAGAUAUGUGUUGUCUAGCCCAGCAAGCCGAAGCUGCCGAACAUCCGUGCAGUCGACAUGGCACGUGUCCAUCAUGGAUGCCAAAGAAUGAUGUUUGUGCUGGAGCCUUCGAGUUGGCCCAGUCCAGUCUGCCAGAGCCAAUCCUCAACCACAGUCUGCGGGUAUAUUGCUAUGCAAAGUGGAUUUCGGAACACUGCACGUCAUCCUCGAUCGACACGUCUAAAUAUGACCUCCUCUUCGUUGCCUGCAUAAUGCAUGAUAUAGGCUGCUCCGAUAAAUUCAAUAGUUCAGAACGCUUCGAGGUGGAAGGGGCUGACGCUAGCGUUGAUUACCUCCGGACUCAUCUAGUUGCUGAGGAAAGUACCAAGCAAGUGUGGCAAGCUAUAGCUCUCCAUACUAGCCCUGGUAUCGCUGAGCGCAUUGAUCCGUUUACGAGGUUAGUGCGCCUCGGUGUCUUAACAGAUUUCGGCUCGUAUGCCGAGGUUGAUAGAGAGUUUCGAGAGGCGACAGAACGGGACUUACCUCGCCUUGGGAUUGAGAAAGUCUUGGGCGAUACAGUCGUGGCGCAGGCACUUGAUUGUCCAAAGAAAGCGCCAGCAGCUUCGUGGCCUGGUGAUCUAUUGCGUGCCAAGCUCGAAUCUCCUGCAUGGGACGGCGUCAAUAAGGCUUUUUAAGAAAAAGACUUAUACAUUAUGGUCAGAUUCAUCAUGAUAUAAACGUUAACUAUUGUCUCAUAAACCCUAGAGGUCUUCCCGCAGCUGCUGUAAAUACAAGGCAAGCAUGGCUCAAUGAAC
Molecule: messenger RNA, 877 nt
Organism: Aspergillus caelatus
Lineage: Eukaryota; Fungi; Ascomycota; Eurotiomycetes; Eurotiales; Aspergillaceae
Exons: 2
Coding region: 89-757 (222 amino acids)
Source: RefSeq, a predicted model, not a curated record